AUGGCGCCAGUCGAAACUGACGCUUCCACACGCAGCAACUCGCUACCCAUUGCCCUCUUUGGCGGGCAGGUCUUGCUGGUUACAGUCCUCACAGCUCGCGUACUAUUCACUACUCGACGCGCCGCCAGAGCGCAACCGCCAUCGACGCAUACGCGCUCCCAAGACCCCGCUCGCCGACGUAAUGCCUUUGCCUUCUCCGUCAUUGCGCUCGUGUCGCUGCUGUCAGUGGGGACCUUUGCCUUCCUUUGGCGAGCCAUCUCGUAUGUGCGCUGGGCCCAGCACAACAAUCAGGAAAUCCCAGGUAGUCUAUGGAGCGGCUGGUAUGGCACCGGUGAAGAGGAGCAAUGGCACCUGGGCGACUGGAUCGCAGACAUAGAUCUUGUGCGCGAAUUCGAUGCUGUAGGCAUCAUGAAGCCGGAGGGGUUCCUCUACACCAGCCAGUACUUUGUCGGACUGAUAGCAAGCUCUAUUUUUAUGGGUGCUGAGGGACGCAGACGCAAUCUCUCCAACACCACUAUCGCGUCCUUUGUGCUCCUGAGCUCCAUUGGCAGCCUGGGGUAUUCCUUGAGCCUGUUCUUCAUCACCAUAUUGUAUACGCCUUUAACGUUGCAGAACGGAGACACGCCACUGCACGACACACUCUUCACGCCGUACGCCUUUGUCUAUGACGCGGGUAUCGUCGCGUCGCUCGUCACGCUCAACUUGUUUCCGCAAUUGGUUUCUGAAUUUGGCGACAAGAGCAUGAUGCGAGUGGGCUAUCUCGCCAUGCCUCUGGCCUUUGCCUUUGCUCCACAGCUUGUUCCCUACGCGCUGGGCCACCAACACAAAUCCAAGGCGGCUGCCCAUCGCUCUUAUGCCAAGGUCUUCUACGCCCUGUCGCUGGCUUCUAUCCUGGUGUACUGGCGGGUCUGGAUGACUCUGCUCUAUGUAAACAGGCCCUCGCAGCGGUCUCAUGUGUGGGACCUGGUCGCCAAUUCGUUUGGAAGAAGUGACGCGCCUCAGGUGAACAAACUUCUGGCAAGUAUCAGCAAUGCGGGUCAAAAGCUCAAACACAUCAGCACGCAUCCCGCCAUCAGUGUGACGAGUCUCGAUGUGCUCUUCACAGCCGUUGGCUUGUUUACUUGGACCUUUACUCGAGACCUCGAUGUUCAUUCGAUGCUGGAGAGUAGUGUGCUCUCUUUCCUGGUACCGAGUCACGAGAAGCAUGUUACGUUCAAAGAGGAGUUGGCCAAGGUUAUGGAAAAGGUUGAGGAACCAAGUCCACUGCUCGAGACGACGACACCGAGGAAGCGCGGGCGACCUUCCAAGAAGGCCAAUGGAUCGUCUAGCUCGGCACAGGCAGCUUCUUCGGCUGAACCUCUCAGGCGGAGCACAAGAGGAAAGGCGCACAGUCCUGACUCUGAUGCAGGCUCGUUUUCCGGUGAGCCUGACGCUACGUAUCAGGCGACGGAAGAGACGCGGCGAGCCGUGCAGGCUAUGGAAGCGGAUGGUUCAGCACCCGAGAGCGACUUGGUAUCUGCCGGCGAGGCGACUGCGCUGGCCAUGUUCCUUGCUUUCGUGGGGGGAUUGGGACAGUUGGCUUCUGGCACUCUGGGUGCGGAAGUGGCGGGACCAUGGGAUUGA
Messenger RNA from Exserohilum turcica Et28A, 1623 nucleotides. RefSeq lists its product as uncharacterized. The record is from RefSeq and is a predicted model, not a curated record. Bases 1 to 1623 code for a protein of 540 amino acids. The transcript is spliced from 3 exons. NCBI's taxonomy places the organism in Eukaryota, Fungi, Ascomycota, Dothideomycetes, Pleosporales, Pleosporaceae.